Molecule: messenger RNA, 654 nt
Organism: Notodromas monacha
Lineage: Eukaryota; Metazoa; Arthropoda; Ostracoda; Podocopida; Cyprididae
Source: the annotation of a GenBank genome assembly
AUGUAUCGUGACCCGAAAUGGGAAUGUUGCGUCGUCAACAUUCUCGACGUGAAGGAAGAAACUCGUGCGCUUGAGAUGCGUUUCCGCUUCAACGGGUAUCAUUGCUGGCCGCGGGUCCCACCGGAAAGGGACCCGACUGGGGACGGAGUAGUGAAGGGACCCGCGAAAAAAAGUCCCCACGGGUUAGGCGGGUCCACAGGAGCAAUGGAUAACGGAGUGAUAGGUGUUGCCGUUGAUGCCCUGCAGCGGCAUUUUUUUGGCGGUGGAAUUCCGUCCAAAUCGUUCGCCAUUUCUCGGGGCCGCCACUUGUACUCGCAGUCGAUUGUCGUCGCUGCGUCGUUGGCGGCGAAGAAGACUAGAGCCCUUCGCUUCAUCAUCAUCAGUGUCACCGCCGUAUCGGCCUCGAGUCGAGAAGACGAAUGGAAAUCUCCGCCGCGGAGAGCAAUCUCGGCCGUGCGGCUGGUGUUCGACAACUACUACAUCUUUCGGCAGCAGUCCAAGAUCCACAAACGUUCGAUAACCGAUUACCUGGCACUAGCUAAUGACCCCAAGCUGGGCUUGGCAAUGGAAGGCCCAUUGCCGGCUAUGGUUCUCGCGUGUUUGGUCGGAAGGAAAACAACCAGAUUCGUGUUUCAGUGGGUCUCUGGAGUCUAG